AUGGAACCCCCUUUCCCACCGUUUAUGACCUUGAAGCCUAUUGUUGACCCCGCCGCUAGGGACCCUUCAACCAAAUUUCCACUGGAUGGCAUAACCUUCGAUAUUUCUACGAUGCCCCAAGAGACUCUCAUAGCCUAUGGCGAAGCUGCACCGGUACUCCAUUCGUUCGGUGGAGUAGAGAUUGUACGACUCUCCCGCAACCUUGUUCUCAAGUACGGGAGAAGCGUUCAAGCCUCUGAAGGCGAAACUAUGAAAUACGUGGCAACAAAUUUUCCAGGAGUACGGUUACCUAGAGUAUACCAAUGCUUUAACAUUGAUUACCCGUCGUACUUUGGCGUUAAAGGCUACAUAGUCAUGGACUACGUAGAUGGUCGUUGCCUAGACAGCUGCUGGGACCAUUUUAGUCCUGAGCUCCAAAAGAACAUCGCCGCCCAGGUCGCGGUAAUGGUGCAAGAGCUACAAUCCGUACGCUUAAGCAGCCCAGGAGUUAUUAGCGGAGGGAUAUCUCGUGGUACAUGGUUUAGUGAUUACGGCGCAGGACCAUUUACCACCAAAGAAGGUUUCGAGAAGUGGCUUAACUGGAAACUCGGCCUCAGCAAAUUCUUCAAGCAUGCGGCAAUGGAUGUUCCAGAUAUCGACUAUCAGGAUUUUGUCCUCAUUCAUGGAGAUCUAAGUCCUCGGAAUCUUAUCUUAGAUACCGAUAACCAGGUAUGGCUCAUCGACUGGGGCUGCGCUGGCGUUUACCCUGCUAUAUUCGAAGCUGCCUCUGCGAAGUACCAGAUACAUUUCCUAGACUUCGCAAAGCUGCUGCUGCCGCUUAUUUACAACAACGUCGACGAGAUGGUGCAGCUUGAGGCCUGUCAAUAUGGCAUACACCGAGUUUCCCACUCCCUCCCGCCGGAAUGAAGAGCUCCAUAGAAGCUGUCUACUGUCGAGCGACUUUAAGUUGCUCGAGGCGAUGACAUAGCCUCAGCAGCCCGGCCGGCUUCCUGGGGGAGAUGAUGGUCGCUGUUGUCGCAGCUUGUAGGGGCGUGGUUCUGGAAACACGGUGAGCUGGGCUGUUACUCUUUGGUAGCUAUCUAUAAGUGGUGGCGUCUUUUUUGUUCUGCGCUGUGUUCUCCAACUGCGCAUCUCCUGUUUCCACUGUAAGUCAAUUUUAUCCGCGAAUCGGCUUAUCGAAGUGGCCGGCCCUGAGCCCGUCUGUCCAGAAUUUGUCACUUGCGGCGAAAGCAAGAUCGUGCGAGGUGCUACUAAAAGAUUUUAACGCCAGGUAGCCGCUGCAUAUUCUGCUUCUUAGCUCGAUUUUCCCCCGU
Mytilinidion resinicola is the source of this 1313-nucleotide messenger RNA. Its product is annotated as kinase-like protein. The coding region runs from base 1 to 906 and encodes 301 amino acids. The transcript is spliced from 2 exons. Gene Ontology annotation, molecular function: protein kinase activity. Gene Ontology annotation, biological process: protein phosphorylation. The record is from RefSeq and is a predicted model, not a curated record. NCBI's taxonomy places the organism in Eukaryota, Fungi, Ascomycota, Dothideomycetes, Mytilinidiales, Mytilinidiaceae.